AAAUUCAAGAGAUGGACGAUAUACAGCAGAUUAUUGAAAGACCUGGACGACAUUCUAAUCAAUCAAGAGCACUUUCAAACUCCAGAAUUCAUUUUAAUGAUGCCUUUAAAGUCAAUAUCCCUAUUAACAACAUUACAGGAGUAGAAGACAGCUUGGCGCAGCCAAGCAAGGCUACUAACUUCUCUACCAAUAUAUCUCAAGAAGGAGGAACUCAUAGACUGCCAAAAAUAUAGCUAAAAAGGCCAAAAAUAACCAUCUAAGGAUAAAUUCUUUAGUAGGAGAGUCUACUAUGAACAAACUCAAUUCGAGUAAUAUAAGCCACCAUUCAAAUUCUACCAGACAUGCAAAGACUAGUGUGUCACCAUACCGGCAUAAUAUGAGUCGGAUGAAAAUGAAAUAAGAAUCGAAUGAAUCUUUCUUCUUACGGUAAAGCCCUUGCUCCCAUCAGGGUGCAGGACAGCGGGUCUCCACCCCCACUAAACUCCAGCAUGGAUGCUGGGAAAGCUGAUACAGGGAUGGUGAAGAUCAUCGAGACUUGGAUCAAUGAGACUCUGACUGAUGCAGAGCACAUGGAUAUCCCAGGAGUUUUGAUAAAGCCAGAACAUAAGAAUCCUAUCAGUAGGUAUGGCAUUGAUAAGCUUGCGCUUACCAACGCUGGCAUACCUGCUGAUAUGGUUGAUAGGAUCUUCAGAGGUUUGUUUGUCUACUCUACUGGUUUUUAUGAGAUCAUGAAUAAAGCACUGUGUCAUACCAAAGGCAAAUAUCGUGUGGUGACUAGUCUGUGGAAGGUCUAUGGUAUCCUACUAGAAUAUUGUUGAGCAAGUGACUACCGAAUGCUCAUCAACGAGAUUUCCAAACAGCACAUAGAAGACCUACAAAAGGUGGAAGAAAAGUACCAAGACAUAAUCUCCGUUGGUGCAGCAGACAAAAAGAUUCUGACCGAAAACAUAGAUACUCUCCAAAAGUAUGUCACUAAGCUCGAGCGUGAUCUCCAAAGUGAGAAAUCAACUAGACAAAAACUUGAGGAAGAGUUUAAUCAAAACACCAAAAAUCAUGAAGAAGAGGUCCAGCUUCGGCUAAAAUUUGAAUCAAAGCUUAACAACAUGCAUUCGAUUCAUCGGGAUGUAGAAACGAAAUAUAGGCGGUCCCUAGAAGAAAUCCAGGAACUUACAAAUGACAAAGAGAUAUACCAGAAACGUGCGAAGAAAUUUCAAAGCGACUAUUUAGACACCAAAAGAAUCAAGGAAGAAAAAGAGGCUGAAAUUGAGUUCAAAAAUGAGAAGAUUGAACUACUGAAGAAGGAAAACAAGAUCAUGAAGGAGCAGAUCAAGAACCUUGAAGAGAAGAUCGUCUCACUCCAGAAGAACGUUGAGUUCAAGCUAAACAUUGAGUACAUCCAAAGCGAAGCGAACAAACUUGACUUCAGCAAGUACGAGCCAGAGAAGAAGGAGAAUAUUUAUGAAAACAAGUUCAACCAAUUGGAGGAGAGGUAUGCCAAGACGGUCGAAGAACUCCAGAAGUACAAACGUGAAAGUCUGGGCUACGAAGAAAUCAUCAGAGAGAAGGAAGAGCGAUUCGCUCGAAUAAAAUCCUCAUUGGACGAACUUCAGAAUAACUAUAGAAUUCUUGACAAACAGUAUUCCAUCCUCAAGCUAGACCAUGAACGUCUGACUGAAGUAUCCACCGAUCAAAGAGCUGAGCUGGAUUCUACAAUUGAGAAGCUAAAGAUCACUAACAAAGUGAGAAACGAGAACGAGAUCAAACUCUCUGAGAGUCGUGACAGAGAGAAAGAAAUCAAGAACUUCCUAAAUGAAAAGGAAGAACGCCUACAGAAGUACCUAGCUGAGAUUCAAAAGUUGGAAAAAUAAUGUCUUCACCAUUCGAAAGGAAAAGGAAACAAUCGAGAGUGAGAAAGCUAGCGAGGGAAAACAUUUCGAGAUCCAGAAGCGUCAAUAUAUUGAGAAAAUUACCAACCUGAACGAAAUAAUCACUAGUGAGAGGGAAUCUCGUGAGAAAUGGGUCGAAAGAUUCAAUAAGGAACAAAAUUCGCAUAAUGAGAGCAAGAAUGAGAACUUAAAGUGUCGCAAUCAAAUCAAAGAUCUUGAAGUCGAAAUCCAGAAUAUACACAUUAAAAAUGAGAGCGAAGAGAGAUUAAAGAAGCAAUUUGAAGAAAGCAAUAAUUCACUACACAAGAAAUGUUCUGACAUAGUUGCAGCAAACGAAAAUGCUGAAAGAGAAGUGAAUACCAUGAAGAUCUUACUCAAGAACAUGGAGGAAGCUAAGCUCAGUGACCUCAAGAAGUACAAAAACGAUCUUUUCAAAAUUGAAACUCUGAAGGAAAAUAUGAGAAUGGAAGUUGAAGACAUGCAUUCGCGAUCAGCCGAAGUCUAUCGAAUCUACAGAGAGCUGCUUGAGAAAUAUGAAAAAUUGAUGAAGGAGAAUCAAGACAAUAAGCAAGAAAUUCAGAAAUCUAUCGAUGCCCACAAGGAGAUUGAGAAGGAAAAAGACACCAUCCUACAAGAUCUGGAAUGAACUCAAUGCAUCCUUGAUGAAUACUCUGAACUUUAUGAUAUGGUCAAAAAGCAGGAAGUCGAUUCUGAGAAGCAAAAACUUGAGAUGAACAAGCACAUCCGCAAGCUUGAAAGAGAUUCUAAGAAGAAAGACCUUCGAUUGAAAGAAAUGAAUGAUCUGAAGGAAAAGCUACGGAUUAAUGAGCACAAACUUGAAGAGUUCAAGGAUCUUAAUAACAAGAUAUUCUCUGACAUUGGAUGCCAGACAACCUUCGAAAAGAAACAGCAGGAUGAUGCUCAUGUUCAAACUGACAUGAAUCUAACAAAGUUGGCUAAUUUAGAGAAGAGAUUGCUAAAAGCCAAGAUAGAUGCUUCCAAGUUUCAGAAAAUCAUAAAGAACAGGACCAUGAUUGAGAAGAGCUCAACGAAAUCACCUGGUAGAUCUAAUAUUUCACCAGAGAGAUCCCAGAUGGAAGAAAGUGCCUUUGACAAUAAAGAAGAUUUUGGAGAAAAUAAUGAGGAAAUCGAACUAGAAAAAGGUGUGACUGAUUAUGAAGGCAGUCCGAAAAAGGCUGAGCGCACUGAGAGAACUCAGGAUAACCAAUCCUUAACUCAGAAAAUCGAGACCCCUAAAAGCUCAGUCAAGAAGCAAGAAGUGCCUAUUACGAGUAACUUUGCUAAAGAGAUGCCCCAGAAAAAGAAAUCUCAAGAGAAGAAGCUUACUAGAGAGGAAGAGUUUAUUAAAAAGAAGAGAUUGGUGAAGAAGCAGAAUAGAGCUCCAAAUGCGUAUGAAUCAUUGGACCAGUACCAGAAAAGAUACACUAAAGAAGUUGUGGAUAGAUCUGUCUCUACGCCUAAUAAAAUGCAAGCAGAACCAAUAGAAGAGACCAAGAAGGAAGGGAAUAAUAGUUUAGAUAAUAAUGCGAAGGAAGAAAUUAAGGAGAGUCUGAAGUCCCUUGAAGAUCAGACCAGGAAUUUGAAAGAUAAAAGGAAGGAGAAUUCUCAACCAAGACAAACGAUUGAGCUCAAUCUUGACAAGGGCAUGAAAGAAAUCUUGGAAAAUACUGAGAGUAAUGUGAUUAAAGAUGGUGGAAAUUACUCAAACUCUAAUCUUCCGGACUAUCACGAGGAUUCAACUAUAAAGGAAAGAGAUUUUGAGAAUAAAUCGAAUCGCUUAAUAGAAUCAGGUUCUGUAGGUGCUAUGGACCAUGAAAUAACCAGGUAUAAUCAUCGAAGAGUAAUGUCAAGAGAGGGUUCCCCAGAUGACAUCGGUCAAAUCCUUCGAAAUAACUACCCUAUCCAUCGUAGAGAAAUUCAGAGGGAAGGUUCUUCAUCCCAGAGCCGUUUCUACCAAGGCAAGGGGAACAUUCAAAUCAAGGGUAAAUCCACGAUCAAAAACUUAAUAAGAGUGGCUGCCACAAGAAAAUAA
Messenger RNA from Moneuplotes crassus, 3939 nucleotides. Lineage: Eukaryota; Ciliophora; Spirotrichea; Euplotida; Euplotidae. The record is from the annotation of a GenBank genome assembly.